ACACGACUGCACCUCCAGAAAGCAGAGCCAGGAGAUUGGAGGGGGGGGGGGGGAUGUUGUGCCACUGUGUGGGGUGGUGGUUGUAAGGCAGGGAUGAAUUUGGCCCAUUCAGUGGAAGUGGACCAUAUGCAGCAAGGCCACAAGCGCAGGAGGUGACCAGUCCUUGCUCAUGCAAAACCAAGCCGAGGGGGGUGGGGGCUCUCGACGGAAAACAACACAAGCUCUCCCCCGCCCCAGCGGCACAGCCAGACCCUCAGAGCAGUGCCAGGCGUGCCCUGGGCAUCAGCGCAGCCUCCCCAGCCACAAGGAUGCCUUUGCCCUCUGACAGAAGAGACGCCGCAGCGGCCCCGAGGGUUGCCAACUGCAGGCUGGCCAGUUCCUGGAAACUGGAGGGCAGCGGGGCCCGAGGGGGUGGGUGGGCAACGUCGCCGCACCCUCCCUGCAAGGAAAUCGUUUUCUCCGGGGGGUCGUCCAAUUCCAGGAGAUCUCCACACACACCCACCCCACGUCUCUCCCCCGCUCACAGCCACGGGCCCCUUUCGGGAGGGGCGGUGACGCUCUGAGGAGUGGGGGGGGAGGAACAGGAAAAUGGUUCACACGAGACGAGUUCACGUGCGAGAGGGCCUCCGGCCACCGGAGGGCGCCGUUCGGUCCCAGGACGCUUCCGGCCGCUCCGCCUCGAUGGUGCCUCCUGGACCGGCGGCCGCGCGAUCCUCCCCGGGAUCCCUCCGUGUUCCAUGGUGAGAGGCAGGCGGGGAGGGGGGAAGCAGCUCGGACCCCUCCGGAGGAGGAAGGGCGCCUCCCUCUCCAAGCCCCGCCAUGCGGCGGGCGGGGGCGGGAGGGCGGAGUACCGCGCGAGGGGGAAAGGGGGCUCCGCCUGAGCGCCCCCCCUCUUGUGCUGAGCGGCGCGAACUUCCGUUGCAGGCCAAGUACCUGGCGCAGAUCGUGCUGGUGGGCGUGCAGGUGGUGGGCAGGGCCUUUGCGCGGGCGCUGCGCCAGGAGUUCGCAGCCAGCCAAGCCGCCGCAGGAGCCCGAGGUCGCCCCCACGCCGAGGCCGCCGCCUCUAGCGCCUCCGGAGUAACUCUGCAGGAAGCCCAGCAGAUCCUCAAUGUCUCCACGCUGGACCCAGAGCUCGUCCAGAAGAACUACGAGCAUCUAUUCAAAGUGAACGACAAGGCCGUGGGGGGCUCCUUCUAUCUGCAGUCCAAGGUGGUGAGAGCCAAGGAGCGGCUGGACGAUGAACUGCGGACCCAGCCCCAGGGAGGACCAGACACAGAGCGCAGGCCGGACACGUAGCACCCCCCUCCCCCCCCUCCCCUUGAGCACCAUUUAAGUUAUAGCCAAACAAUAAAUUUCUCCUUCUGUC
Messenger RNA from Sphaerodactylus townsendi, 1366 nucleotides. RefSeq names its product presequence translocase associated motor 16 (gene PAM16). The record is from RefSeq and is a predicted model, not a curated record. Gene Ontology annotation, biological process: protein import into mitochondrial matrix. Lineage: Eukaryota; Metazoa; Chordata; Lepidosauria; Squamata; Sphaerodactylidae. Gene Ontology annotation, cellular component: TIM23 mitochondrial import inner membrane translocase complex. The transcript has 4 exons. The coding region runs from base 820 to 1296 and encodes 158 amino acids.